Molecule: messenger RNA, 355 nt
Organism: Microdochium trichocladiopsis
Lineage: Eukaryota; Fungi; Ascomycota; Sordariomycetes; Xylariales; Microdochiaceae
Exons: 1
Coding region: 57-227 (56 amino acids)
Source: RefSeq, a predicted model, not a curated record
CACAGCCCUGCGACGUGAACGUCACCCAUAUCUUCACUUUGUUGCUUAGCAGGAUAAUGAUUACUGUGCCUAGCCAACCUUGUUGUUGUAGGUCGGCCAAGGAGGCCAAGCAAGCCUGCGUGGCUGACAUUCUGCUGAAGUGCAACCGAAGCGUAUGUCGAUCUUUGUGUCGUCAUAGCCAAGAAAGCCCCGUCAUCUUGAGACAGAAGGGACACGCUGCACAAUGAGAAUCCUAAAGUCGCGCAGUGACCCGACUGCUUGAGGUGCCGAGCUCGAAAGUUGGGCCUGGGUCACUCAUUGGGAUUCGGGGGUUCAAAUAACAGGGGUCUAGCCCCACAGACGGACCAAAUGCCGG